Messenger RNA from Gigantopelta aegis, 2143 nucleotides. Its product is annotated as nucleolar protein 9-like. The transcript has 12 exons. The coding region runs from base 44 to 2086 and encodes 680 amino acids. The record is from RefSeq and is a predicted model, not a curated record. NCBI's taxonomy places the organism in Eukaryota, Metazoa, Mollusca, Gastropoda, Neomphalida, Peltospiridae. Gene Ontology annotation, cellular component: preribosome, small subunit precursor; nucleolus; 90S preribosome. Gene Ontology annotation, molecular function: RNA binding. Gene Ontology annotation, biological process: ribosomal small subunit export from nucleus; endonucleolytic cleavage in ITS1 to separate SSU-rRNA from 5.8S rRNA and LSU-rRNA from tricistronic rRNA transcript (SSU-rRNA, 5.8S rRNA, LSU-rRNA); endonucleolytic cleavage in 5'-ETS of tricistronic rRNA transcript (SSU-rRNA, 5.8S rRNA, LSU-rRNA).
ACUUCCGGAAUGUACAUGCUGGUUUUGUUUUGCUGUCUGUAAAAUGAGUCUCCAUAAUCAGCCAAAAAAGAAACUUGGUUACUUAGAUGACGAUACACUCAAUUAUUACAGACGAGUUUCUGAAACACUACAAAAUGGAUUUCAAGACGAUGAUGAGAAAGAUUUAUUUAUGAACAAUGCUUUGGAGCAGUUGUCUCAAGAAGCUCUGAAGGUGUCUCAGAAUCAGACAGGAAGCCGGAUUGCUGAAAGUCUUAUCAAGGAAGCACAGCCACGCCACGUUUGUCAGGUGUUCACUGCGUUAGGCCAAGACUGGAACACAGCCACAACGGACAGAUUUGCAAGUCAUGUUCUACAAGCAUUGAUUCAUAUGAUACCAAGACAGUGGUCUACAUCAGAAAACUCAGCUGAUGAGGUGUUUAUAAGUUUGUACGACUAUGUUACUGAAAACCUCGACUCUCUUGUGCGGGAUACAUACAGCAGUCACAUCCUUCGCGAGCUGUUGGAGUCUCUUGGUGGUGUAUCAGUUUCUGAACUCAUUAUACACAGACAGGUUUCCAAACAUAAUGUCAAAGGAAUAGAAUUAAAACAUCAAGAAGAGAAAAAACUAGAGGUGCCCAAUAAAUUUAAAAAGAAGUUUAGAAAACUCGUGAAACAGAUUUUCAAAAUUUGUAACUAUGAUGAUGACCUGCGAGAUGUGAACUACAACACUGUACUGCAGACAGGGUUGCUGGUUCUACACCAGGUGGAGCCACCGCUGUGUGCCAAGUUGUGUAACAAGAUCAUCAAGAAAGGAGACCUGCUGCUCGGAGAUCUCGAAACUGAAAACAAAAUCAAACUGCCCGAGUUGGUUCAAGAUAAAACUGGCUCGUACUUGGUUGAACAGAUAAUAGCAGUGACAUCACCGGGUGAACUGGAGCACAUUUACAGUUCCGUUUUCAAGGGCAGACUACUCUAUUUUGCUGUGGACAAAAUUGCCAACUAUGUUCUACAGAAGCUUAUUUCAUGUAUAUCAGACAAAACAUUGUUCACUGACAUCUUUGAUGAAUUGUCUCCCUUUAUGGAAGACAUGCUAGCCUUCAACCACUUGGGCGUGAUUACAAAGCUAGCCGAGGCGUGUCUCCGAGUUGGCACCAGACAGGAGAGGUUGAUCAAGGUGCUGAUGGAAUCGUUCCAUUGUGCUGAGCCCGCAGACCGACAGGUGGAGUUUGUUAAACUGCUCGCCUCACUCACAACAUACGAUGUCUUCUUCUGCCAGGACAAAGAGAAAGAGAAAGAGUCAGAGGAGAAAACCAAACCCCUUUUGACGAGAAUAAACCUGCAUGGAUCCCUCCUCAUUCAGCAUCUGCUUCACUUUGGCAAGCCUAAACUGGUCGUAACCAGUCUGCUCCAGUUGAAGCCAGUUGAACUGAAGACACUGUCCUGUGACCAGAUGGGCAGCCACAUUGUUGAUGCUUACUUCCAGAGUCAGUCAGUUGGGGAGAGGCAUCGGGAAUUAAUGGUUGACAAACUAAAGGGAAGCUUCUUUGAGGUGGCAUGUAGUAGAAAUGGCAGUCGGACUCUGGAGGCUAUCUGGAAGUGUAUUCCGACAAAACAGAAGUGUGUGAUUGCGGAGGAACUGUCACUACAAGAAGACCGACUGCGCAGUGAUCAGUACGGAUGUUUUAUUCAUCGGAAUUUUGCCAUCUCGCACUUCAAACACCGACGGUCGGACUGGCAAGGACUGCAGGGGGCAUCAACAAAGAAGAGAAAAAUUUUCAAAGAUUUAUUCGAUGAUAGUGAUGGUCAAGCAUCCAAGCAAGGAAAGAAGAAUACUGAUUCUAAAGGGAAUGUCACAGAGACAGAAACCACUUCUCUCCAGUUACAAGAUCACGAGGAAGUAACAAACACAGCUGUAGAUUUUCUGCUGAACUCCAUGUCAAAGAAAUUGGAAGAAUCCUCGACAAAGCAUAAAAAAUCUUUUGAUAAAAAACAAUCUAAGAGACAGAAAGAGGUUCCAAACCCAGAAACAAGGACGUUCAAAUCUUCGUGUGGUAAACACAAACACAAAGACAUGAAAAAGAAGAAAAUUAAGGAAAAAGCAGAAUAGAAUGGAAGAAAAUAACUCAAGUGAUUUUUGAAUUUAAAAUAAAAUAUUUCUUCUCAA